Molecule: messenger RNA, 5347 nt
Organism: Stegastes partitus (bicolor damselfish)
Lineage: Eukaryota; Metazoa; Chordata; Actinopteri; Pomacentridae
Gene: slc19a2
Product: solute carrier family 19 member 2
Exons: 6
Coding region: 23-1444 (473 amino acids)
Biological process (GO): vitamin transport; transmembrane transport
Cellular component (GO): plasma membrane
Molecular function (GO): vitamin transmembrane transporter activity
Source: RefSeq, a predicted model, not a curated record
UGGAGGUCAUGCUGUGUACAUCAUGCCUAUGGUUUUCCCCACUUCGCUGCUAUGCGUGUACGGCUUCUUCUCCAACCUGCGGCCGUCGGAGCCCUUCCUCACCGCCUACCUGAUGGGCCCCGACAAGAACCUGACGGAGACUCAGGUUGUCAAUGAAAUCUAUCCAAUAUGGACGUAUUCCUACUUAGUGCUGCUGUUCCCCAUUUUCCUGGUCACAGACUACCUCUGCUACAAGCCCGUGCUGGUGCUGCAGGCCACCAGCUUAGUUGUCACGUAUGUUAUGCUGUGGAAGGCGGAGGGCAUGCUGGCCAUGCAGCUCCUGGAGUUUUUCUUUGGACUGGCCACAGCUUCGGACGUGGCCUACUACUCGUACAUCUACAGCGUGGUGGAGCCGGACCAGUACCAGAGAGUGACGGGUUACUGCCGCAGCAUCACCCUGUUUGGAUCAGCUGCCGGGUCUCUGGUCGGGCAGCUUCUGCUCUCUGUGGCCAAAGUUCAGCUGCUCCAUCUUGUCAUCAUUACGCUGACAUCAGCCGCCGUGGCCUUCUUCGCCCCCUGGUUCCUCCCGAUGCCCAAGAGGAGUUUGUUCUUCCACAAGAGUCCAGGAGCAGCAGAGGACAAGCCACGCAGCAGAAGCAGCUCGCAGAUGGAGAAGGCGGAGGAUUCAGAGAGCAAAGUGCCUCUGAACUCCACAACAUCCAGGCCCUCCGAGGCUGAGCGGCGCAGCAGCGGUUUGAAGGAAGUGUUGCGGGUGUUGUUUGAGGACUUUGUGCAGUGCUACAGGUGUCGUCCUCUGCUGGCCUGGUCGCUGUGGUGGGCUUUGGCCACUUGCGGCUACUUCCAGGUCGUGAACUAUGCUCAGGCUCUGUGGGAGAAUGUUCGUCCAUCCAAGGAAUAUGAAAUCUACAACGGCUACGUGGAGACGCUGUCCACGCUGCUCGGGGCUCUGGCUGCUCUGCUGGUGGGCUGCCUGUCGGUGUCCUGGGCUCUGUGGGGGGAGCUGGCUUUGUGUCUGCUCUCUCUGCUGAUGGCUGUUUGUGUGUUUGUCAUGGACACGUUGAACAACAUCUGGCUGUGCUACAGCUCAUAUGUCCUCUUCAGAGCCACUUACAUGCUGCUCAUCACGGUGGCCACAUUUCAGAUUGCAACCAGUCUCAGCAUGCAGCGAUACGCCCUGGUGUUUGGAGUGAACACUUUCGUGGCUCUGCUGCUUCAGACUCUGCUCACUGUGGUGGUGGUGGACACAGCCGGCCUCGGCCUCGACGUCUACACUCAGUUCCUCAUCUAUGGCACCUACUUUGCUGUCAUUUCUGUGAUCUUCCUCCUCGCUGGACUUUGCAAACUGGCCUCCAGGAGGCGCUCAGAGCAGGAGGCCCUGGCCAACGGCCGAGCAGAAGCAGAAUCAGACUCUCCUCCGAGCAGUGAUGCAGACUCUUGCAGAUAGCACUUAAUCACAGUGAUUAGUUCUCGCAUACGAACGCACCAAAGGUGGGUGAGCACACUUCAUAAGGUGAGCUUCAGUCAUCUCUUCAGCCAUGUGGUGUCAGACUAGAAUGUGACACAGCAGAAGGUAGAGGCUAUAGCUGCUGUCUGUAGACUAACUGUAGGCUGCUCACUGUGUAUUUGCCAACGCUUAUUAAUACACCUGCUGCUUAAAAACACAAGCUGCAUAGAUAAAACCUCCGCUGCAAGCUAAACAGCCUUGAUGCAUGAUAACUUGCUGGGUUGGCAGCGCAGAGUGUAUAAGUUUGCAGAAAAUAGAGGCCUGUGGCUGCUGGCAACCUCUUUUGUAACAAGAACCAGCUACAAUCAUGAGAGCAGUGAGACUGAAAUGUACCAAAAAUACUUCCAGAUAGGUAGUUUCUAAACACUGAAUAGUUUUUGUAGUGAUGUUACCUGUCUGUGGGUAAAAAAUACUUCAAUCAGCUUAUGGUAGAGUGUAUGCUAAUGAUUAAUUAGUUACUGAAUGGUAACGCUGCAUACUUUUGGUUAAGAAAAUUGUUUAAGCAUGAUAGCCCUAGCAUGAAUAUUACAAAAGCAAUAUGGAUGGUCCAAUCAAGAUCCUGAGAGAUGCACUGUGCUAAUUGACCCUGGUACGAUUUAACAGGUGGUUGUCGGAGGUCAUUAAACAUCACAGAAGACUUUGUCAUGGUGCACAUUUUACUCGCCAAACCCUGACAACGCUCUAUGAACUGUAUUAGAGAGUCAGAGCCGUCAGCUCCAUCAGCAGAUACUAAAUAUAAAACGACUCUGAUCGAAUGUGGGCAAAAAAAAUGCCCGUCAGUGCAGCUUUAAAAAAAAAAAACAACGCUUUGCUGGUCACAGUUAAAAGUCUUCAACAUGCACUUUAUAAAUGCACGGAAAUCCAUUUCUGUCAUUUCCCACCUUGUUGAAGCUGAUGCCUUAGACCUGAUGUAAACAAAGUUAAAUAAACUUUAGCAAUGGCUCCUUAUUCCUCCACAUUUGUCACCAGCCGAAAAGUGUUGAACAUGUUUGUGUCAUUAGUUCCUCGUGUAACUGCACAAAAACUGUCUACUGUACAAUCGCUGACAUAAACUGGUUGUAUUUUUACUGAUUAGCAGGGUCAGUAUCAGGCUUAUUAGUAUCACUCAUCUGAACCUGUGUGUUUAUAUCUGUACAAGCUGUUCAUUACCGCUCAAUGGUCCGUUACUGUGUUUAGAGAAAGUGCCUAAAAUGGUCAAAAAUGUAUGGGGCUGCUUUGUUUUUUUUGUUUUGUUUUGUUUUUUAAAAUGAAAAUAUGUUUCUUGUUAACAAAUCCAUCAAAAUAACCAAAAGCAUCAAUGUGUUGGUUUAGUUUUCUGUACUUUUGUCUGUUGCUUUCAGCUCCAGGCUCACUGAUCCCCACUGACGACGUAAAUCUUUAAAAAUGAAACUAUAUUUCUGAGUUUUUAAAGAAGUAAUUUACUAAAACAGUUGUAGUUUGUGUCAAAUUUUACUCAAAGAAAAUAGUGCGCUGGUUGGAGACUUCUUGUUUGUUCAUGACGGUGAGGAAACAUGUCAGCCAGUGUGACUGAAGCUAGUGUGAGUUUUAUACAACGGUACUUGUUAGUAGGAUCAGUUUAGUGUCGGCUCAACUCUUGUUGACGAGAAAAAAAUGUAGAAUAUCACCACAUUUCUUUAAGUGUAAAAGUAACGACCAAACUAUUGUCUUGCGUCAGUCAAAUUCAUUUAGAAGAAAUCCAGACGGGGCCAAAUAUCCACCAGAAAUUCCUGCAGUUCUUCUAAGAUAUAGUAUGUUGCUGUAAAUGUACCUGCCUAGAGUACUGUAAUCUAUAGAUGUGUACAGACGGGGGACAAAUUAAAGGAAAAGCCAACGUGAAAGCCAGAACAGCUUCAACACUCCUUGGCAUUGAUUGUCCAGGUGUCUGGAUCUCUACUGGAGGGACUGAACAACAAUCUUGCAAGUGGUUUUGGUGAUGAUGGUGGUGGGCAACUGGACCCAAACGAUACCAGCAAAAUACCCCCACAGCAUAACGGAGACUCCUUUUCCUUUAAUGUGUCACCCGUCUGUAGCUUGAGUAGGCAGCCAGGCGCUGUUCCAGUGUCUAGUUUUUAGUGAUAUCCAACACAGUGAAUGUGUCACUCCAUAUCAAUGGAAAGUACUGAAAACAGCUUUGUAAGUGUUGCUGUACUGGUAGUUUUUGUUUAGCGGUACAAUCACCAAAUGACACUGUUUGCCUUUUCAGAGGACGUAGUGAUUGGAAGGGUGAGAUUUCUGACAGAAUAAAAGCUGCGUGAGUGUCAAGGUCUCUGCUGAGAGAGAUUAGUCGUGACUGUUGUGUCUUGAGUCAGUUCAAGAGUAAAUGAUGUUUGCAAAUGUGUUUUCCUAUCAAGGACCAAAUGUCCACGGUCACAGAUUGAGCACAUUUCACAACUGGUUUGAGACAUUUAUAUGCACUUAAUUCAUUUUAAAAUCAGUGUCAUGAGAUUAGCUCUCUGAACAUCUGUCGGCAGCUUUGAAAGACAUGUUAACUUUAAAUUUAAAAAAAUAAAUCUACAAUCUAUCAGACAGAGAAACUGUUAAAAAUGGAAACAACUGGAUUUUCCAUUUUGUAGAACUAUGUGUGAUGUGCAAUUUUGUCUGGAAAAUAACUCGGUCUAAACUUGAAAUCAUGACGGUCCAUCAAAAUCAUCUUAUUCUACAUGUCUCAUUUAAAUAUUCGCAAAAAACGGGAGCUAAAAACGCCCAGACGCUGCUUGGGGUUCAGAGGGUUAAUGCACUCAAAGCCUAAAAUACUGUAUACUGUACACAGAAUACUGAAAUCAGUUGAAAUUCAAAGUGAAAAAGCUUUUAUUUAAGUUGCAAGAAACGCACAUUUGUCACUACUUUUAAAACUCUGAGCUGAUAAGUGAAUGGAUUUCAGACUUUUGGCCUUUACUGUGUGAAACUGUGCCUCUCCACUUUCUCCUCAUGAAGGUUUCAGGUGUGUUUCCUACUUUUAACUGUGGCGACUGUCACAGUUCAGCAGAUGAUCGUUGACCCUCUGACAUGUCAGUGGACUCCUACAGUCAACUGUGUCUUAGAUUAGUGCGGAUGUGUCCAUUCCAGAUUUUGGUGAAGGCGGUUGCGCUGCUGUCAGACGUGGUCAAACAUGAAAUACUGAGUGCAUAGUUUACCUGCCGAGAGGUGUGUGUUGAUGGUAGACGCACAGAUUUGUUUAACGUUUGUGUUAAUGUCCCCCACCCCACAAAAUAUACGCACACAAACAUGAGGCACUUGAAAAAAUGUCUAUGCAAAAAGUGUCAUUAAGAAAUCUACUGUUUUGCCUGAUAAUGAUGCAUUUUGUGUCACAUCUGUGGUUGUUUUUGUGAUUUUAUAAUCAUUCUGUGUAUCUUGAAAUAAACCUUUUUUUUAAAUAACACUACUUAUCCAGUUUUUCUUGACAGAAUAAACAGUCUGAUGUGUUAAUACACUAACAGUUCCAGCUAAAAUCGGAGUCUGCAGAAGCUGAGGCAGGUUGGAAUGUGGUUUGUUUUUGUAGGUGUUGGACACAAUAAUGACUUCAUAUCAAGUGUCUAGCGAUUGAAUGUGGGAAACGAACUGCAUUGUGUGUGAAUUCACUCUUUGUACUUUUCAUAUAAAGUGAAAAUGUAGUGUCCAGCGUGUACUCUAACAAUCCUUGAAUGCAGUGGGCCACAACAGCCGACAGUGAUGACACUAGAUGAUGAUGAUUGUUAUGAAAUGUUUGAAACUAUCCCACUGUUCACUCAUUCACUUCAGAAAGUCCAGACUUCUCAAGUUUUAUUCUCCAAAUGUUGAGAUAUUUCAGUGCAUACAUGAGUGAGCACUUGAACCCAUCAUAUAAAAUAAAGUGUCUCAACCCUC